Phialemonium atrogriseum is the source of this 2121-nucleotide messenger RNA. Its product is annotated as acyltransferase family-domain-containing protein. Gene Ontology annotation, molecular function: acyltransferase activity, transferring groups other than amino-acyl groups. Gene Ontology annotation, biological process: polysaccharide biosynthetic process. Gene Ontology annotation, cellular component: membrane. NCBI's taxonomy places the organism in Eukaryota, Fungi, Ascomycota, Sordariomycetes, Cephalothecales, Cephalothecaceae. The transcript has 3 exons. The record is from RefSeq and is a predicted model, not a curated record. The coding region runs from base 311 to 1759 and encodes 482 amino acids.
CUCUUCGCCCCCAACGAUCCCGACCGUCGACCGAUCCCCACUCUCUAUCGACGAGACACGCCGAUGCGAUAGAGCUGCCCCCAACUCGAGUGCGGUCUCUUCCUCUGACGUCGUGCGAGUAUCCGAACAAGCGAGCCUCGCCGUCACCCAAUAAUCCGGGCUAGAUGCCCCCGUCGACGGUAGCACUUGCACCGCGUCGUUUCUUUCUUUAGAAUCGGCAGGUCUCAACUCGGCCGCGCUGGCCCCUCUCGCUCGUUUCUUGCCCCUUCGCCAAAGGGCUUAAUACCAACCACACCCACCCACCGUAGCCAUGUCGGCGAAAUCGAACUCGAGGAACGUCAAAUGGGUCGAGGGCCUCCGUGGCAUCACCUCGUUCCUCGUUAUCAUGACGCACAUGGCCCGGGCCUGGGACUUUCCGCUGUUCUGGCCCAGCGACCGCCCCGACGUGCCGCCGCGGUUCCUGCAGCUGCCCAUCAUCCGCAUUCCCUUCCAGGGCCGGAUUGGCGUGCCCAUCUUCGCGUUUCUGACAGGAUUCGUGUGUGCAUACAAGCCGCUGCGCCUGGCCUAUCAGCAGGGCAACACCCCGGCGUCGCUGCACAGCCUAGCCCGAUCCGCCUUCCGCCGGCCCCCGCGCCUGAUGCUGCCGGCAGUCUUUGCGACCCUGAUCAGCUUCGUACUGUCGCUCCUUGGCGCCUACCAAACAUCUGCCCACUGCGAUAGCUUCUGGGUCCGCUUCGACACGCCAGACCCGGCCGUGAACACCUUCAAUGGCCACAUCCGGAGGUUAUUGCGCUCCCUGUUGACCACCUGGACCAGCACCGAGAAUGUCUACGACCGCCACCAGUGGGCCAUGAGGCCGUUGCUGAUCGGUGCCUUCCAGGUCUAUCUAACCUUGGCGGCCACAAUUGGGAUGCGAUUCAAGUACCGGAUUAUGGUCCAUGUGCUACUGUACUCGUACUGGUUGGCGAACACGGCUGCCUUGACGGAAACAUUCGGCUCGAACCUCGCCCUCGGCACACUCCUCGCCGAGUUGUCCCUCCACCGCCCGACGCAAAACUUCCUUGCCGCGCGGUCCCGGAUCCUCACGUACAUCGUCGCCCCGAUCCUCAUCACGAUAGGCCUGUACCUUGGCAGCUACCCGCACGAAAGGGAGGAGUGGCAGCCGUGGUCGCGGCAGAUGCGCGACAUGUUUGUGGACCCUGCCGGCGAUGGUACCCGAGGCACGCUCCUCGUGCCGCUCGGCAGCUACGCGCAGCGCCGCAUGACCUCGGCCGCCGUGCAGAUGUGCUCCCUAGCCAUCUUCCUGUCGCCAGUUCUACGGGAGGCCAUGUCGAACCGCUGGCUGAUGUGGCUCGGCCAGCACUCGUUUGCCGUUUACCUGGUGCAUGGCACCAUCCUGCGCACCGUCGGAAUGUGGAUCGUCUACGGCGUGUCUCUCGACAAGUACGUACUGCGCGGCAGCCACGGGGAAGGGAAUCCCAGGGAAACCCAGUUCCUGCACCCGCUGUCGAGGGGCCACAAGCAGGUGGCCGUCGUGGUGUUUGUCAGUUUGACGUACCUGGCGGCAUGGGCCUGGAUGAAGUGGGUUGAUACCACAUGCGCCAAAAUAACCGUGUGGCUGGAGAAGAGGGUGUUUGAGGACGACGACAAUGGGAAGGAAGGAAUGGCCGAGAAGGGCCUUGCACAGCCGCUGCUCAACGGAUGCGCGGAUGGAAUCCUCAGGCCGGAGGAGUCGGACCGGGCACGGCAACCGUCAUGAUAGUUCAUGAGUAAUGAGCCGGGGGUCCGAACGAAACACCACCACCAGGGGCAACCCUCUUUCUCUCCCCCUUCCGGGACACAUUUUCUGAUGCCCGGGAUGAUGUCAUUUGCAUCGUUUACGAUGGAACGCCCAUUGUGCCUUUCGAUGCGCGCCAACCUUUGCCUUGAUUGGCCUUCAUAUUGUCUCAUAUUUUCCGGCCUUCGGAUGAAACUCCGUGUUCAGGUUCCGGGCCCACCCAUGGAUGGCCCGACAAGGACGCGCGUUCGGAGACAUCUAACCGGUCGUGGACCUUGCAUCGCCUAGCCGCACCUGCUAUAACCAAUUUUCUUUUUUCUUCCCUCCUCUUCCUCUAUUUUUAU